Messenger RNA from Apis laboriosa (Himalayan honeybee), 1661 nucleotides. Its product is annotated as PTB domain-containing engulfment adapter protein 1-like. The record is from RefSeq and is a predicted model, not a curated record. The transcript is spliced from 9 exons. NCBI's taxonomy places the organism in Eukaryota, Metazoa, Arthropoda, Insecta, Hymenoptera, Apidae. The coding region runs from base 263 to 1642 and encodes 459 amino acids.
UUCGGUUAAUCAACGUGCGCGCCGAUCAGUCCACCAUGAGCCGUUGAGCGGUUCGCGUUUUUUCAGUGUUUUUAUUUCUUCCUUUUCUCUUUAAUAUCUCCCUUUUGCUCGUGGACUCAUCGCUGUUCCCUGUUACUCAUUUGCGAAUCGAUCUCAAUCGUGGGCAUGUGUUGCGUGCAAUCCGUCUAAUUUUUCUGGAUAUACGUGAUAAACAGAACGUAUAGGGUGCCGGUGAAUAGGAACAUAUUAAAAAGCCGACAAUAUGAGAAACUCAACGUUAUUGAAAUGGGCACAGAAUUCAGCGAAUAGUAAAAACCAAACGAGCAAAAAUGGAACGAAUAGGAACUGGAUACACCCACCAGAUGCACUCCAAAAAGGUCACAUCGCCUACUUAGUCAAGUAUUUGGGCAGCACAGAAGUGGAUCAACCCAAAGGUAUUGAAGUUGUUAAAGAAGCCAUUUGUAAAUUGAAAUUUAAUCAACAAUUAAGGAAAAGUGAAGGUACGAAGACGCCAAAAGUGGAACUCACUAUAAGCAUUGAUGGUGUUGCCAUUCAAGAACCUAAAACGAAAACUUCGUCAAAACGGAUUAUGCACCAAUAUCCACUGCAUAGAAUAUCAUACUGUGCUGAUGAUAAAGGCGAAAAAAAAUUCUUCAGCUUUAUCGCAAAAGAAGAAGGUGCCGAGAGACAUACAUGUUUCGUCUUUGUUAGCGAUAAAUUAGCUGAAGAGAUCACGUUGACAAUUGGUCAAGCAUUUGAUUUAGCUUAUAGGCGAUUCUUAGAAACAUCUGGAAAAGAUUUAGAAACACAAAGGCGUUGCAUGAUAUUACAACAAAAAAUAAAACGAUUAGAACAUGAAAAUAAUGUAUAUCGUCAGCGGUUACAAGACAUAGCUGCUAUUAAAGGAUCGGCUGAUGUGUCAGCAUAUUUGUCACAACACAAUCUUCCGGAUAUCCUGCACGUGCCUGGGACUACAAAUGAAACAGUGCAAGUAAAUGGAUUGGGAAAUAAAUCUUCUCUUGGUUUAAACAAUGAUAGCAAUGGAAAUACUUCCAAUGGAUCUCAACAACCACCUCCAGUUCCUCCAAGAAGUUUUGAAAAAACGUUUGACGAUAAUUUUAUGGGAAAUGAACCUACUCCUACACCAUCAGUUGGUACCAAAUUGGAAGGACUUUUGAUGGAUGAAUUUGAGGAAGAUUUUAAUCCUAGAGCAUAUGAAAGUGCGAUCAAUGGCUUGGCGAAUCAUCAAACGAAUCAUAAUAAUCUUCUAAAUAGUCAAGUAUCUUCGAAUUCCAAUUUUUUCUCACAAAGCAAUGGUACUACAAGUCCUCCACCAUUAUUGGCUCCACCACCAAAAGCAAAGGAUUCAAGACGUCAAAAUGGAGUAAAAGAAGAUUUAUUUGGUAGCAUUCCUUUCAAUCCCACACCACCCGUAAAUACAAAAAAUGAAUUCAAUGAUCCAUUUGAAAUGGGUGAAUUCGGAGCUACAACAACUAUUUCUAAUCCUAGCCAACAAGAAUUAGAAAAUGCGAUUGGUCUCUUAGAUAAGAAAUUACUCGAAAUGAAGGAUGGUUUUAGUAGGGGCUUAUCAAUUGAUACUGACGAUUUCUCGUUGGAAAGUUUGGAUCCACUGCGAAAUUAAAUUAAAUGUUUUUUUUUAA